UCUAUCUUGUAAUCUGUAUCCUUUCCUUUAGGAAUCCACGCUGAUUGGAAAAAACGACCUGAAAAGAAGAUCAGGAAGAAGCAAACAAAGCAGACCUUCAUUUGCAUACAUUGGCUUGAUCCACACUGAAAAAUCCAAAAUUUGUAUCGCCGACCCGACAGCAUUACCCUUGAAAUAACUAACAAGUGGAAUGACCAGCUUCUCACUGAUGAUCACAUGGGAACAUGCCGCUGUAUUUCUGGUGUGCUCCUGUUUCCUGUUGGUUGACACUUCCCCCAUUCCCCGUUGCCCUCAGAUCCAGUUUAGGAAAAAAGGUGGGGUGAUGCGCCCCAUGACAUCUUUAGAGGACAGGACAAGGCUGAGACAUGGAAGGUCACACGUUCAGCGUAUUAAAAGAGGUUGGAUAUGGAACCAGUUCUUUGUUCUGGAAGAAUACAUGGGAUCUGGACCACAGUACGUUGGUAAGCUCCACACAGAUAUGGACCAAGGUGACCACAGAGUUAAGUACACUCUUUCAGGAGAAGGAGCUGGGUCCAUCUUCACAAUUGAUGAAAUUACAGGAGACAUACAUGUUCUGAUGGCGCUAGACAGAGAAGAAAAGUCGCACUACAAACUCAAAGCCCAAGCCGUAGAUCUCCGAACAGAUCUUCCUCUGGAGCCUGAGUCAGAGUUCAUUGUCAAGGUGCAGGACAUCAAUGACAAUGAACCUCGAUUUCCAGAUGGACCACACAUUGCCAUCGUCCCUGAGAUGUCCCCGACAGGCACAUUUGUGAGACAGAUCACUGCUACAGAUGCUGAUGACCCUACAUAUGGAAACAGUGCAGAGAUUGUCUACAGCAUUCUUCAUGGCCAACCAUACUUUUCUGUGGACCCUAAAUCAGGAGUGAUCAGGACAGCUUUAGCCAACAUGGAUCGUGAAGAGAAGGACGAAUAUCAGGUUACAAUCCAAGCCAAAGAUAUGGGUGGUCAACGUGGGGGACUGACCGCUACCACAACAAUCAACAUCACGUUGGACGACGUCAAUGACAACCCACCACGUUUUUCCAAGAGUAUUUUUCAUCUUGUGGUUCCUGAAACAGCCUUACCGGGUUCGGUUGUGGGCCGGAUUCUGGCCGAUGAUCUUGACCUCGACAGAAAUGCAAAGGUGGACUAUUCCAUUGUACCAGGGGAGGAGGGCACCAUGUUUCACUUAAUCGCAAAUGGUGAAAGUCAAGAGGGAAUUGUUGUCUUAAAAAAGGUUCUGGACUAUGAAACAAAGAAUUCCUACACUUUCAAGGUUGAAGCAUCUAAUGCAGAGUUUGAUCCUCGGUUUCUGCACUUGGGACCCUUCAGGGAUUCAGCUACCGUCAAGGUGGAUGUCUUGGACAUGGACGAGCCUCCUGUCUUUACCAAACCAUACUACUCCGUGGACACAUAUGAAGACACUCCAUCAGGAUCGAUCAUUGGCUCUGUUACAGCCCAUGACCUUGAUGCCAGCAGCAGUGCAGUCAGAUAUUCACUUGAAUGGCAGAAAGAGUAUGACAGCUAUUUUGAUAUUGACAGCAUUGAUGGCACCAUUUCCUUGAAUGAAUACCUGGACAGAGAGGAAGUAUUUCAGCACAACAUCACUGUGGUAGCAAACAAAGUCAUAAACCCCUUGCUGUCCACCAAAGUGAUAGUGAUGGUCAAUGUCCUGGAUGUGAACGAGUUCCCACCUAAACUGGUGUUUCCAUCAACUACAUUUGUCUGCGAAACUUCCAAAGCUGGACAGGUCAUUCAGUUGGUCAGUGCUGUCGACUUGGACCUUCCACCUAUCACUCAAAGGUUUUUCUUCAAGACGCCUACGGAUAUUCACAACAGAAAGUUCACUGUUCGAGAUUAUGGAAACAACACAGCUGGCAUAGUGACGCGACGCUCUGGUCUCCAGCGUGGGAAACAUGACAUACAUGUUUUCCCUGUUGUGGUUGAAGAUAGUGGUUACCCUGUUCGGAGCAGCACAUCAACCCUCACUAUCCGAGUAUGCCUGUGUGGGACAGAAGGCUUGCUGCGAACAUGUUCUACUAAAGUGAUCUUCCGGCCCAUUGGUCUCAGCACUGGAACUGCAAUGGCUAUUCUGCUGUGUGUAGUUCUGUUAAUUGUUAUUCCUGUACUCUAUAUUGGCAGAAGACACCAUAAAGACAAAGAGGCUGUCAUGACAUCACAAGAAGAUAUACGUGAUAAUGUCAUUCAUUAUGAUGAUGAGGGUGGUGGGGAGGAAGAUACUCAUGCCUUUGACAUCGGCACCCUCUGUAAGACACGAUCAGAACACGUACAAACGAACAGUAUAAUCGCCAAGAAGGACAAAAACAAUUAUGGUCACGGGGUUCUGUUGCAUCUAAGCACUCGCAAUGAUAAAGUCAAGUCACCAGACAUCCAUCAACAAACCGCCAGCAUUAUCUCCCCUGUUAACAGCCAGUCGGUUGUUCCCUGUUGCAGAGUGACUCAGGGUAAAUGUGAAAUAAUCCGAGAUUUCAUUGAAGAGCGCGUGGGGGAGAGUCGGAAGUCGGCUGUAUCAGCCUAUGACUCGUUUGUCACAUCUGCCUCUGAAGAUCUUUGUUCUGUGGCAGGCUCCCUUUGUUCUAUAGCAGAGUCAUGGGUAAUUGAUGAUUUAGGAGAUUUGAGCUCCCUUGGGGAUUGGGGACUGUCCUACAAAUCAUUAGCUAGUAUCUAUGGGAGACAGGCCCCUACUGUGUCUGAAGAGAGCUAAUAUGGAUAGUAGAUAGAAGAUAUGCGGUCUUGGUGGGACACAGCCAAUGGACUUAAUUUGUUUUUUUACAGGCAUUCCAAUGAAAGGACAAAACUAGAGUGAGGUAGAAUUGGUAUUAGCAUUACAAGACUAUCUUGAGUCAAAGUUCUUUCAAUGACACACAAGAUACAGCUUAUCAUACAUUUCCUUUGUGGACACUUGAUAUCACAAAACUACACUAA
Molecule: messenger RNA, 2946 nt
Organism: Hippocampus comes (tiger tail seahorse)
Lineage: Eukaryota; Metazoa; Chordata; Actinopteri; Syngnathiformes; Syngnathidae
Product: cadherin-12-like
Exons: 12
Coding region: 191-2725 (844 amino acids)
Biological process (GO): cell morphogenesis; homophilic cell-cell adhesion; calcium-dependent cell-cell adhesion
Cellular component (GO): plasma membrane; catenin complex; adherens junction
Molecular function (GO): cadherin binding; beta-catenin binding; calcium ion binding
Source: RefSeq, a predicted model, not a curated record